AUGAAUGUUCUAUUAUGUUACAUCAACACAUUAAACAGAUUCUAUGAUAUAUCGGCUGUGGAAGUAGGUCAACAUUUCUAUUGGCAAAUAGGGGAUUUUCAAGUGCAUGCUCAAGUACUUAUUACCUCUUGGGUUGUAAUUGCUAUCUUAUUAAUUUCAACCAUUCUAGUUGUUAGAAAUCCGCAAACUAUUCCCACGUCUGGUCAGAAUUUCUUUGAAUAUGUCCUUGAAUUCAUUCGAGACGUGAGCAAAACUCAGAUUGGAGAAGAAUAUGGUCCAUGGGUUCCGUUUAUUGGAACUCUGUUUCUAUUUAUUUUUGUUUCGAAUUGGUCAGGGGCCCUUUUGCCUUGGAAAAUUAUAAAGUUACCUCAUGGAGAGUUAGCUGCACCCACAAAUGAUAUAAAUACUACUGUUGCAUUAGCUUUACUUACGUCAGUAGCCUAUUUCUAUGCGGGUAUUUCAAAAAAAGGAUUGGCCUAUUUUGGUAAAUACAUCCAACCAACGCCAAUCCUUUUACCGAUUAACAUCUUAGAAGAUUUCACAAAACCCUUAUCACUUAGUUUUCAACUUUUCAGAAAUAUAUUAGCGGAUGAAUUAGUAGUUGUUGUUCUUGUUUCGUUAGUACCUUUAGUAGUUCCUAUCCUAGUUAUGUUCCUUGGAUUAUUUACAAGCGGUAUUCAAGCUCUUAUUUUCGCUACUUUAACUGCGGCUUAUAUAGGUGAAUCCAUGGAAGGGCAUCAUUGACUAGUUAUGAAAAUAGGAUUUUAGACCGCGACAAAGUAUGUAUGGCUCACGAUAAUCUACUUAAGGAACAGAAAGAUAAAAAUCCAAAGAAAUUUGGAAAAGUUUUCAUAACAAUCAAAAAGUAUAAAAAAAAUUAAAACAAUUACCAAGGAAUUAAACAAAAAAUAGAGAUUCAAUUCAAAAAAGGGUGAGGGGUCGAACUAGGCGUAUAUAUAAUCUAAUCGUUAUAAGACAACUGGGGGAUUUCCAAGAAUGAUUCUCGAAUAUGAUUGAAUCGAAGAUACAACGAAUUGGUUUACGGUAUGGAACAAACACAUGUAUAUGUCAUAGUAGAUAUUCAUUAGUUAUAGAUGACUAUCUAUCUAAAUUUGUCCUACUACUACUCUAAAUUUAGGUAGGGAUUCAAAAAUAAAAGACCACUUCCAUCUCUUGUAAUUGUGAAUUGAAUAUAAAAUGAAAUCAAAGAAAAAGGAAGGUUUAAAAUAAAUGCAAGAUAAGACCAAAAAUUGUCUGUAUUCACAAAAAACUACAAGGGUAGAAACGAAAAAAGUAAAUAUCGAAAUAAUUGAGAUAAUUCAAUCAAAAUUAUUCCGUUUGAAAUUUUGAAUUACACUUCGACUAGAGAAAGAUAACUAGAAAGAAUGAAAUAAUUAAGUCAUAUAUUUUUUGUUGAUUAUAUUAUUAACUAUUUCUUAAUUUUAUUUGGAAUAGGAGAAACUUAUCAUGAAUCCACUGAUUGUUGCUGCUUCUGUUAUCGCUGCUGGGUUGGCCGUCGGGCUUGCUUCUAUUGGACCUGGAGUUGGUCAAGGCACAGCUGCAUGGCAAGCUAUAGAGGGGAUUGUGAGACAACCGAAAGCAGAGGACAAAAUACGGGGUACUUUAUUACUUAGUUUGGCUUUUAUGGAAGCUUUAACUAUUUAUGGGUUGGUUGUAGCAUUAGCGCUUUUAUUUGCCAAUCCUUUUGUUUAAUAUUUAUAAAAAAAAUACAUAUUGUUUUUUUUCCAUGGAUUUUCGUUGCUGCUCUUGCUAAUUCGAUUUCGAUUUAACUCCUACAAUUUUUUUUCAUUCGGAUUAACAUAUGGAUUUGCCUUCUUCCGUCCCUUUCUUUAGUCCAAUGACCCCCUUUUUUAUUUAGAAAGUGUUUAAAACAACUAAGUAUUUACUUUUAAGAAGUAUAAUUCUUAUAGGGAAUCUUUCAAUUGACUAACCAAUUCAAAAUAUAUAAUAGUCUUCUUAGUAUAUUUGUAUUCUUACUACUAUUCAUUAUUAGUAAGAAUAAAAAUAGAAUAAGUCGAUAUAUUCAUAUUCAAUAAUUCAAUUAUAGAAUAAACUAUCAUAUACAAAAAUGAAUAAAAAAAACUUGGAAUCGUA
Molecule: messenger RNA, 2115 nt
Organism: Lathyrus oleraceus (garden pea)
Lineage: Eukaryota; Viridiplantae; Streptophyta; Magnoliopsida; Fabales; Fabaceae
Product: ATP synthase subunit a, chloroplastic-like
Exons: 1
Coding region: 1-744 (247 amino acids)
Biological process (GO): proton motive force-driven ATP synthesis
Molecular function (GO): proton transmembrane transporter activity
Source: RefSeq, a predicted model, not a curated record